Messenger RNA from Meloidogyne enterolobii, 486 nucleotides. NCBI's taxonomy places the organism in Eukaryota, Metazoa, Nematoda, Chromadorea, Rhabditida, Meloidogynidae. The record is from the annotation of a GenBank genome assembly.
AUGUUCUUCCUGUGGUGGCCUUUGGAGAAUAUGCUACUGGUGCCCAUGAUCUUCGUGGUGGCCGGAUUGGUGGCUUUGGUGGAUUGGUGGCUUGCUAUGGUGGCAUGGUGGUGCUUUGGUGGCUUGCUAUGGUGGCAUGGUGGUGCUUUGGUGGCUUGCUAUGGUGGCAUGGUGGUGCUUUGGUGGCUUGCUUCAUGCUCUUGGUGGUUGAAUAUGGUUCUGCCAGGUUCUACUCCAGGCUCUGUGCGUGCUCUACUAUGGUGGCUUCUCUACAUGCUCUUCCUCGUCUUCUACACUGCUCGCCUGGUAAAUCUUCAAAUUUUUUAAAUGAAAAAUCGCAUGCUAUAAAACUGCGCACGCGAAAGACCUCUUCCUUUUUUCACUUUCUUGUUUUAUCGUCCUUGUCUUUAUUGUACUUUGUUUUUUCAAUUUUCUCAAUUUUACGAAAUUUUAGAAAAUUUUAGCUCAACAUGUGUGGCAUUGCAA